Messenger RNA from Fomitopsis serialis, 1593 nucleotides. RefSeq lists its product as uncharacterized. Gene Ontology annotation, cellular component: endoplasmic reticulum. Gene Ontology annotation, molecular function: misfolded protein binding; protein-folding chaperone binding. NCBI's taxonomy places the organism in Eukaryota, Fungi, Basidiomycota, Agaricomycetes, Polyporales, Fomitopsidaceae. The transcript is spliced from 5 exons. Gene Ontology annotation, biological process: protein folding in endoplasmic reticulum. Bases 1 to 1593 code for a protein of 530 amino acids. The record is from RefSeq and is a predicted model, not a curated record.
AUGUUGCUGCGGUUGCCGCUCUUAUUGCCAUGCCUGUUGGUCAUUGUUCUCUCCGGAGUGAAUGCGGACCCAAGUGCUGGUGCCCUGUAUCCUCCAGGCCUACAACCUCUCAUCACCCGAGCAAAUGCACUCCUAUCCGUCGGCCAAUUCAAUGAUGCUGCGAAAGCAUACUCCGAUGCAAUUGAGCAAUCGCCGGCGGACUACCUAUUGUACUACAAGCGUGCCACAGCAUACUACUCUCUGAGCCGACACCAGGCCGCCCUCGCCGAUUUCGACAAGGUUCUCUCACUCACGUCCCAGUCCUUCGACAAAGCGUACCUCAUGAAAGCGCGGAUCCUCGCUAAAGAGGGCCAGUUCACGGAGGCGCGUGAUGCGCUCAAGAAGUAUAUGGCAAAGAACAAGGACUCUGACGCACAGGAGGUUCUCUACUCGAUUAGCGAGGGCGAGAUGGCCGCGAAGAAGGCAAGCCAGGCGAUGAAGGCGAAGCUGUGGAAUGCAUGUGUGGAGGCAGCGUCAACAGCGUUGCUCACUGCAUCGCAUUCUGCGGAGCUGAGACAGCAGCGUGCGGAUUGCUCGUUGGCAGCGGGGGAUGUUGAAGCAGCCGUUGGAGACCUAACUCGUCUGACGCACCUUACGACCCCAUCAACGUCUCUUCUCAUGAAAAUCUUCCGUCUUUCACACUUCCUCGGUCCCUACUCCCCUGGUGAUACCCAAACUACAGCACUCGCCACUCUGAAACAAUGUCUACACUAUGACCCUGACUCUUCCCAAUGUCUCCCCGCCCACCGCCUCAUCAAGUCCCACGACAAGUCGUUCAAGAACCUUGAGAAACACCUUUCCAAGGAGGACUGGCGCGCGGUCGUCAACUUGCUCGGCGGCGAGAAGGGCUUCGUCGCGAUAUUCGACAGCGCGCUCGAGGGACAUACCUCACGCGCCGCGCUCGGACUGCCCCCGUCAAUCCCGUUGCCUUCUGCGAAGCGCACGUCCCCGCGCCGCGCGACGCUGCUGCGCGUGAUGUGCCGCGCGCACUCAAAGCUGAACGAUCCAAAGAAGGGCGAGCGGUGGUGCAAGGCGCUUCUCGAGAUGGAGGGCAUGCAGGACGACGCGGAUGCGCUCAUCGUGCUCGCAGACGUAUUGAUGGCCAACGAAGAGUGGGAUGAGGCCGUCCGCAUGCUCGAGCGCGCGUUCGAGGCAAGCGGACGCUCGAAUCGCGAGAUCCACCAAAGACUACAGAAGGCCCAGAGGCUCUUGAAGCAGUCGAGACAGAAGGAUUACUACAAGGUGCUUGGUGUUCGCCGCGACGCAGAUGCGAAGGAGAUCAAGAAAGCUUUCCGGGAAGCAGCAAAGAAAGCACAUCCAGACAAGGGUGGCAGCGAGGCGAAGAUGGCCGCAGUCAACGAGGCGUACGAGGUCCUCAAUAACCCAGAGCUCCGUGCGAAGUUCGACAACGGCGAGGACCCGAACGACCCGAUGGCACAGCAGGGCGGCCCGGGCGGCGGCGGCGCCCAGCAUUUCGCACAGUUCUUCCAACAGGGCUUCGGCGGCAGCGGCUUCCCCGGAGGGUUCCAGUUCCACUUCAACCGUGGGCAUUGA